GAGAGCGCAGAACUGAUUGCUAUGCCGACAUUCGCGGACACAACUUCACCACUCUACAGCAGGAUCAGGGAUAGGGAUGGUCUUUGCCAGUUUAUCAGGGCACGAAAAACAAGCCUUUUUCAGCCUCCUCGACGAAUACUUUGAGGCGCGUCCUGAACUCCUCUCAGGCGCAGGAGGUGGGAGCGGCAUCAGCACAGGAGCAGCUGCUUCUGCUGUCAGCCAUGCGCUGUCGUCCAACCCUUCGAUAGCGGCUCCGAGGGCUACACCCUUUGCAGCAGCCGCGUCCAACCCUCAACUCGCCAGUUCCAUCGGGAAAGUCGCCGCGGCGUCUCGUAACUUCGGCAACAAUGCAAGCAGUGCUAGCGAAAGCGCCAUGUCGCCGCCCCCCGUCCUGCCCCGGCGUGCGUCCAGCACGAGCGUCAACAGCACAUCGCUCGGAUCUACGCCCGCCGAACGGGCAUCGCCAUCGCCCUCGGCGGGGACGCCAGGUGCAGAGAUAGACAAGCUUUACACGCGCAAGGCCAGUCUCUUCGGCAAGAACAAAACUCCUUCAGUGGCAGUGACCAUCCCGCCCGCGUUCAAUGCGCCCAAAAGCAACUUCGGGCCUCCCCCCAUGCGUCGCAACACCUCCACCACUAGCGCCGACGUCUCGCCAUCCCCAGCGCCGCCGCCUUCGCUCCCGCGGCGAACACCGAGCGUGCAGCCAGAGUCGGACCCGGAGCCACAGGAAGAAGAGGCUCAGGGUGACUGGGCAGAGGCGCUGUACGACUACGAGAGCACGGACGCAGGCGAUCUCCCGAUCCGGGAGGGGCAGAACAUCUGGGUGACUGAGAAAUCUUCGGAGGAUUGGUGGACAGGGCAGAUAGAGGGAAAGGGCAAGGAGGGGCUGUUCCCAGCAUCUUAUGUCAAGGUUAUGUAGAGCCUUUCGAGAAUUUUGGACUCAUCAGAACGUCCAAUUACGCACUUGAUUGCUUACACCGAUAUCUCCCUGUAUAUUCUCACAUCGUACUAGCAAUGGAGCCAUCAGCCAGAUUUUCUCAACGG
Coniophora puteana RWD-64-598 SS2 is the source of this 1044-nucleotide messenger RNA. RefSeq lists its product as uncharacterized. Gene Ontology annotation, biological process: endocytosis; plasma membrane tubulation; actin cortical patch localization. The coding region runs from base 77 to 919 and encodes 280 amino acids. Lineage: Eukaryota; Fungi; Basidiomycota; Agaricomycetes; Boletales; Coniophoraceae. The transcript has 5 exons. Gene Ontology annotation, cellular component: actin cortical patch. The record is from RefSeq and is a predicted model, not a curated record. Gene Ontology annotation, molecular function: lipid binding; protein binding.